Sinocyclocheilus anshuiensis is the source of this 1680-nucleotide messenger RNA. RefSeq names its product polypeptide N-acetylgalactosaminyltransferase 18-like. Gene Ontology annotation, molecular function: polypeptide N-acetylgalactosaminyltransferase activity. Gene Ontology annotation, biological process: protein O-linked glycosylation. Lineage: Eukaryota; Metazoa; Chordata; Actinopteri; Cypriniformes; Cyprinidae. The annotation marks the transcript as partial. The transcript is spliced from 8 exons. Gene Ontology annotation, cellular component: Golgi apparatus. The record is from RefSeq and is a predicted model, not a curated record.
GCCCAAGAGUACUUAUUGACACACACACACGCAUACAGAGAGCUGCCUCUGCCCCUGUGGUGGCCCUGUUUGACGCCCACGUAGAGUUCAACACUGGCUGGGCUGAGCCUAUUCUCCAAAGGAUCAAAGAAGACAGAACCAGAAUUAUAUCUCCAUCUUUUGACAAUAUCAAAUACGACACAUUUGAGAUUGAAGAGUACCCACUCUCCGCUCAGGGCUUUGACUGGGAACUGUGGUGCCGGUAUCUGAACCCACCAAAAUCCUGGUGGAACUUGAACAACAGCUCUGCUCCAAUCAGGAGUCCAGCCCUGAUUGGCUGCUUUGUGGUGGACAGGGAGUACUUCGCAGAGAUCGGCCUGCUGGAUGAAGGCAUGGAGAUUUACGGAGGAGAGAAUGUGGAGCUGGGUGUGAGGGUGUGGCAGUGUGGAGGAAGUGUGGAGGUGUUGCCCUGUGCCCGUAUCGCCCAUAUUGAGCGUGCCCACAAGCCCUACACCGAGGAUCUCACUGCCCACGUGCGCAGAAAUGCUCUGAGAGUGGCUGAAGUGUGGAUGGAUGAGUUUAAAAGCCACGUCUACAUGGCCUGGAACAUUCCACAAGAGGACUCAGGGAUAGACAUCGGUGACAUUGCAGAAAGGAAAGCACUGAGGAAAAAACUGCAGUGCAAGACCUUCCGCUGGUACCUAGUGAACAUUUACCCUGAGAUGAGAAUGUACACAGACACCAUCGCAUAUGGAGUGCUGAGAAACUCUCUGAAGACUGACUUGUGUCUCGACCAAGGACCAGACACUGACAACAUUCCCAUCCUUUAUCUCUGUCACGGGAUGACACCUCAGAAUGUAUACUACACCAGCACUCAGCAGUUAUUCGUGGGCGUCUUGAGCCCCACCAUUGACGAUGAUGACAACAAGUGCCUGGUGGAUGUGAACGGCCGGCCACGUCUCAUUGAGUGCAGCUAUGCUGUGGCUAAACGCAUGAAGCUCCACUGGCGUUUUACUCAGGGAGGCUCCAUCCAGAAUACAAAGUCAAAACGAUGCCUUGAACUCCUGGAGAACAAUGACAAUGAGUUUGGAUAUCAGCUGACGCUCCAGAAAUGCACUGGCCAGAACUGGACCAUCACCAAUAUGUUGCCUGGUAGCACCUUAUGAUGGUACCAUCGAGACUGAGGGAGGACUGCAUUGACAAAUGAUGACAAGCUUAAGCACCUGGAUGUCUCUAUCUGACUUUGACAUCAUAUGAUAAAUGUUAAACAUUUUUCCUAGCUGCUGUACUUGUGCAUACUGAUAAGCCACAUUUGGCAGAUAUUGCAUUGUGUAUUAUAAGGUUCUACACUGUACUGAGAUUUAUUUUGUGCAAGGUAUACUUGGUUUUGUCUUGAUUUGAAGGUUGUACUGGCUCCAAUGCACACAUUGAAGCCAUAAUUGCUACUAUGUAGCAAAGCUUUGACAACGUUCCUGCUGUAUUUCGUUCUAGUGUCUCAGGUUUGUAGGUUGAGAUUAUUUUGAAAUAACUCUGUACAUUUUUGGGACAUGCCAAUAUGUUGGAACUUAUCUAGAUACAAUCAACUGUUUUAUAUCUACAUGUAGUAAAUAUUCUCAGUAUUUAUAAUUAAUGGCAGUAAAAAACAAAUGCGAAGACGGUUUGUGAGUUCUGCUGAUCUUCAUUUUUCUGCACAGGACCUUG